Neospora caninum is the source of this 2499-nucleotide messenger RNA. RefSeq names its product putative myosin heavy chain. The transcript is spliced from 15 exons. Bases 1 to 2499 code for a protein of 832 amino acids. Lineage: Eukaryota; Apicomplexa; Conoidasida; Eucoccidiorida; Sarcocystidae. The record is from RefSeq and is a predicted model, not a curated record.
AUGAUGGAUGCCGCGGAAGGCUCUCCGGGGCUGGGCAGAGCCGCAGGCUUCGCCGCUGUGCGCUUGCGACAGCAGAGACGACAAAUGGAACUGUUGACGGAGAUGACGAAAAACCUGUGUGAAGAAACAAAAAAGGCCAAUGCUCAGCCAGUUGCCGCCCCUUCGGCUCCGGAGUUGCUUCGCCUUCGCUGUGAGAACGAGGAGCUGCGCAUGGCCCAGCGGAAGAAAGAGAGCGAACUAUCCGCGGCAAAAUCGGCGCACUGGCAAGUCGUUUCUCAGUUGGAGCAGCGCAUUCAUGCCCUCGAGACAAAUGUGGCAGCGGCCAAGGCAGCGGUCAAAGAAGUUGAACUCCUGGGCAACCGGCGCGUGCUGGAGCUCCGGAAGCUUGUCUCUGACUCCGAAGAGAAGAAUUCGCUCUUGACAGCUAAAGUGGAGAAGGCCGAGGCGGAGAUGAGCGCUCUCCGAGCACAGACGGACAGGGGUCGGGCCGAGGCAGAAGAAGAGCGGAAAAGACUUGACGAGCAGUUCUUCGACCUCCAGAAGUCUCUGCAGAAGGAACGGGAAGACAGAGACGAGGCUCAGCAGCAAGUCAUGAAACUGACGGGCCAGCUGGCGGAGAAGGACGAGGAACUCGCGAUCGAAAGAGCGGCCAAAGCUGAGGCGACUGAAAGACUCGAAAAAGAUUUCGCUUUUCAACGGGAGACGCUCGAGAGCGUCAUCAGCGGUCUGCAGAGGAACUUGCGCGAAGUGGCGGCGGCCAAGGAAUCCGACAUGGACGACCGUGCGUUGUACGCAGAAAUGAAGGCAAAGUGCACGAAGUACGCAGAGCAAGUGCAGGCGCUACAGAAGGAGGUCGUGGAAGCCGCGCGUCAACAGGAAGCUCUCGAGCAGCAGCGACAGCAGGUGGACCAGCAGAAGAGACAAGAGCGGGAGUUGGAGGAAACCACGCGGGCUCUGCGAGAGACCGAACUGGUGAAGGAACAGCGAGAACGCGAUCUACAAGAAUGGGAAAAACUGGCUGCCUCUUUUGUGUUGGAUGAACCCCCGAGUCGAGAGGCGUUUCGACGGUACCUGCUUCUCCUCGUGAAUGCGCUCCAAGCUCUCCAGUUUGAGAAAACGACGGCGAACGCCCAGAUCGAAAGCCUGCAGCAGAGGCUGAAGGAGACUGAGGAGACGCUCAAGGCGAGGCAGGAGACGGAGAAGCUGCUGGAGGCGAAACUCGUGCAGGCCGAGCAGCGAUCGACGCACUUGGCACGCGAAGCUUCAGAGGCCAAACAACAAACCGAGAUCCUAAAGAUUCGCCUGGCAGGGGCGCUCAGCGCAACGAGCGAGGAAGUGACGCGCCUGCUGACUUCUGCGCGCGCGUCGGACGAAGCGAAGAAGAGGGACACGAACCCUGCGCAGGCCGGCGAGGCGCCCGACCAGCCAGAGGGACACACCGGAGACGCGGCCUCCCUGGAGACCAAGAUCCGCGAACUGCAUGCACAGGCAGAGGCGUCCGAAAGAAUCAUUUCGCAUCUCGAGAACGCGAAGGCGCGACUGGAGAGCGAAUUCAAGGCGGCUCAGCAACUCGCUGAGGCCUCUGUUACGCUCCAGCGAGAAAAAGAUGAGCUUGCGACCGCAAACAGCCAGUUGACUGCGGAGCUCCAGCGGGCUGCGGAUCGCGUCUCCGAGCUCCACCGUCGCGCGGAAGCCUCUCAGCGCGAAGCAACCGAUUUGCGGGUGCAAGCGGGCAGAGAACGGAACUUGCAAGGCAAUCUGCAACGCGCACGCGAGCGAAUUGCCUCUCUCGAACUCCAGCUAGCUCGAGGCGCUCCAGACUCUCAGCAGCUCCAGAGACAAGUCGAGACGCUGACGGCAGAGGUCGCCGGGGCGAAAGAGAGACUCAAACUGCUCAAGGACAGCUACACAAAGCAAAUUUCGGGCGUUCGCGACGCAAUCUAUCACACGCUGGGGUGGAGUAUUUCGUACAGAGCGCCUACAGGAAGUCAAGAGGAAUCUGUGACGCUGCAAAGCUUGUAUUCCACACACGACGGCCUUGUCGUUUUUACGCGCGGAAACGCCGCUGGCGGAGAGGCCUCCGAGAGCUCCGCCGACGAAAGUGGGGGCCCCGCGAGCCGCAAAAGAAGAAGAGGCUCGACAGACAGCGCGCAGAGUGUGGGGCGCGAGGGUGAGACGAGGGACGAAGAAAAAGAGAGGGGACAGUCCGGAGCGGGGAAGGGGAUCCCCGAAGGCGCCGCCGCUGGCCCUCCUGCCCCAGAAAACCCACAGCGCGACAAGUUUCUCUCGCGUUUCGCCAAAGAGAGAUUCCGCGUUAGCUUUCUCAACGCCUAUGCCACGAAAUACGAAAAAGACGACCAAUUUAGAGCACGGUGUGCGAGUCUUGCGUGGCCAGCCUUCACAGCCAUGCUCUGUCUCGACGAGCUCCAAGCCAUUCGAGCUCAGUUUGGGAGUCGCAUUCCGAAAAAUGUCCACGGCAUGUUGCUUCCCAUGCCGUAA